AUGCCUAAGUCGCCACGGCCCUUGUGUAUCCUAGCCAUCAGCUUCUGUCUGGCUCAGCACACAUGGGCUACAUUCGACCCUCGAGAAGCAACUGUCGCAUCGACACACCAUAGCUUGUAUACUGGGCUGGCAACAUGUCGUGAAGUAGUCUCGUCCUUCCUGGCCCGAAUCGAGGCGUUGAACAACUGCACCAACGCGAUUAUCUCGCUGAAUCCGGACGCUCUUGCCGAAGCUGAUGCAUACGACGAGGAGCUGCUAGCAAAUAAUGCCACUCUGGGACCACUCUUCUGUGUACCUACACUUCUUAAGGAUAAUUAUGAUACUGCUGACUUGCCAACUACCGGUGGAAACCUCGACCUCGCGAACUCGAGACCAAGUGUCGAUGCACCGGCGGUAGCCGCAUUGAAAAAGGCCGGUGCCAUCAUCCUUGGGAAAUCAAACCUGCAUGAGCUCGCGCUCGAAGGACUGAGUGUCUCCUCGCUUGGUGGCCAAACGGUCAAUCCGUAUGACUCAACACGAACGCCCGGCGGCAGUUCCGGUGGUACAGGCGCCGCAGUAGCUGCGUCUUUCGCUGUCUGGGGCACGGGGACAGACACAGUCAACAGUCUUCGUUCCCCAGCUAGUGCCAAUAGCCUGUUCAGCUGCAGACCUACUCGAGGUCUAAUUACCAGAUCUGGCGUAAUACCGAUUAGCUAUACCCAAGAUGUGAUCGGCCCCAUAGCUAGAUGCGUGGAAGAUGUAGCGACAGCUCUCACUGUCAUGGCGAGUGUUGGCUACGACUCCAUGGACAAUGCAACUGCCCUUGUGCCACCCUCGAGCCGUGGACUGGACUACACCACAGAACUGACCAAAGGCUCUUUGAAAGGUCUACGCCUGGGUUUACUCGAGGGCUUCAUGAACAUGACUAACUCUUCCGAGACGACGCCGGUCAACGGAGCGAUGGCCAACAUUACAAGUAGGCUUCGACGAGCAGGAGCCACGAUCGUACCCAUAAAGGACAAUUUGUACAAUGCCACUGCGCUAGCCGUCUUCGAUACACAGAGAUACGAAUAUCGUGAGGAAAUGGAUUCCUAUCUACAACGCUCGAGCCUUGGAGGCCGACACCCACAGACUCUGAAUGAGCUCUACAACAGCAGCAGAUUCUUAGUCAUACCCAGCCAGUACGAGUACGUAACGACGGCGCUCGUCUCUUCCACUGGCAACCAGACCUGGAACAGCCACCUUUCUUACAGCGACGUCCAGCGCGGCAUCGCUAACCUAACCCUCGCCCUUCGGUCCACUUUUGCUGCUAACAAUCUCGACGCAAUGAUCUACCCAGAGCAGAAGAACUUGGUGGUCCCAAUCGGCUCACCAUCGCAAAGUGGCAGGAAUGGUAUCUUAGCUGCCUUGACAGGAAGUCCCGUCGUCACUAUCCCUGUAGGGUUCAGUCCCGCCACUGCGACGGCACCGGAAGGCGUACCGAUUGGCAUGGAGAUCCUUGGUCUGCCGUGGAGCGAGGAAACGUUACUACAGACCGCUUAUCAGGUCGAGCAAAUGGGUAGAGUCAGGAAGACCCCGACAUGGGCUACGCAGGUAUUAGAGACGAGGAUGUAUCAGGAGGUGCCUGUCGUCAAGCCGAACACCGGCAACAUUCCACUGCAAUAUCCGAUUGGUAUAUUGUAA
Recurvomyces mirabilis is the source of this 1662-nucleotide messenger RNA. RefSeq lists its product as uncharacterized. The transcript has a single exon. Bases 1 to 1662 code for a protein of 553 amino acids. NCBI's taxonomy places the organism in Eukaryota, Fungi, Ascomycota, Dothideomycetes, Mycosphaerellales, Teratosphaeriaceae. The record is from RefSeq and is a predicted model, not a curated record.